Actinia tenebrosa (Australian red waratah sea anemone) is the source of this 1034-nucleotide messenger RNA. RefSeq names its product pseudouridylate synthase RPUSD4, mitochondrial. Gene Ontology annotation, biological process: pseudouridine synthesis. Gene Ontology annotation, molecular function: RNA binding; pseudouridine synthase activity. The record is from RefSeq and is a predicted model, not a curated record. NCBI's taxonomy places the organism in Eukaryota, Metazoa, Cnidaria, Anthozoa, Actiniaria, Actiniidae.
CAAGAUGGCGGCUGGAGCAAGAACCGCAAAGCGUGUUCUAAAUACUAUUAUAGAUGCUCAGUAUUUGGCUGAUAAUAUUUUAUUCAUCAAUAGAGACCUAGUGGCAUUAAACAAACCUUAUGGGAUCGCUGUGCAUGAUGGUCCAGGGAUACCUAAAAGUAUUUCCAACUUUCUUGACGAAUUUGCAACUAUAAAAGAUCUGGGCCGUAAACCUGAGCUUGCUCACCGACUUGACAAGGACUGCACAGGAGUUCUGCUUUUAACUAGAAAUAGUCAAACGGCAAAAAGAGUAGCCGAAAUGUUUCACAGGAAAAAAGUGAUUAAAAAAUACUGGGCAAUCACAAUUGGGGUGCCCAAGUAUGAAGAAGGCAAGAUUAGUAUACCMGUUGGAUAUGGUAAAGUUGGUCCCUGGAGUCGUAUAGUUCUGAGGAGGGAUCUUGUUGGAAAAUCCUUGCAUGAGAUCAAUCAAGCAGGAUUCAAUGAUGCCAUAACUAAAUUCAAAGUUCUGGACACAAAUCAGAAGACUUGUUCAUUAUUAGAAAUUGAUCCUGUUACUGGUCAUAAACAGCAGAUAAGGGUACACAUGGCAGACGGUUUAAGAUGUCCUAUUCUUGGAGAUCACAAGUUUUCCUCUGAGCAGCCACAACCUCAGGUUCUACCAUUACGGCUUCUCCAGCUUCUUCAAAUCCGAGGUGUAAGAAGCACCAACGAUAAAGAAAAGGGAGGCAUAAUCAGACCAUGGCAACGAGGAAUGAUACCUCUGCACCUACACGCCAGAGAGCUUACUCUACCUGGGCUUAAUUCAGGAAAGGACCUGGUAAUAACAGCUCCUGCUCCACAGUUCUUUGAGGACAAUUUAAACAAACUUAACUUGCAUCCGAGAAGAAGUUCCAUGUCACAGACCAGGGAAGAAGCAGAAUACUACAGGUUACGGAGAUUAGGAAAGUCUACAAAAACGUUUAUAGGGUUUUAAAGCUACUUAAAAUUGUUAAGAAAAUUAGUUCAUCACAAAUAAAAGAACUAACAUGAUUGGA